CAUCUCGCUCUGCUCGCCUCCCUGCCUCUUCAACCUCCCCAAACAACGCCCGUCUCGAGUGCGCUGCGGUUGUGGUUUUUGGCUUCUUCUCCAUCAUCUUCUCCCGGCUUGGGGCUUGGUUGCUUGGUGUGGCUGAGCUGAGCUGAGCUGAGCUGAGCUGAGCACAGGGUCUUGCUUGGUUGCUUAGUCACCUGGAGUGUCACUAUCUGUCUCUGCUUUUUUCCCCCCAAACUUCUCUGUGCGUGUGUGUGUGUCCUUUGCUUUUCCUUUUAGGCUUUUGCUUUCCCAACCUCUUCUCGGCUUCAAUAAUGAAGGUGGAGCAGUAGUAGACUAGUGGGUUCGUUCGUUUGUUCUUGAAGGCUUCUCCUCCCGUCUCGUCUCGUCUCCACUGCUGUUCCAAAAUCCAAAUCCACCUGCUGCUUUCUUUCCUUUUGCUGAUCAUUUAUUCUUCCCGGGGUAAUUUCGUCUACAGGCAGUGGGUAGCGCUUUCCCUUCUGUCUUCAGGUGGUGUUGAUGCAGAGUGCUUGAGGAAAGUAUCCUCUCUUGCUCUUGGCCGCCAUUAGGUUCUCAGUCAGGAUUGACUCGAUUGUGCCCAAAUAGGCUCCGUUUUCUGGUUGGGAAUUGGGUCAACUGGGAGCUGUUGUCUUAGGGGUAGGUUUCUUUCUUCCAGUUGAGCUGAUUGGAAGGUGUUCGGGAGCUGUGAACUGGGUCAAUUGGGAUGCUUCUGGACGCCAUGAUGAUGGAGCCGAGGAAGGGAUUGAUGGGGAGGGAGAGGGAGAGGGAUCAAUUCCCCGUCGGCAUGCGGGUCCUCGCCGUCGACGAUGACAGGGUGUGCCUCAAGGUUCUUGAGGGCCUCCUUCGCCGCUGCCAGUACCAUGUCACAACAACCAACCAGGCUAUUACUGCACUCAAGCUGUUAAGGGAGAACAAGGACAUGUUUGACCUGGUUAUCAGCGACGUCCAUAUGCCUGAUAUGGACGGCUUCAAGCUCCUCGAGCUCGUUGGGCUUGAAAUGGACCUCCCUGUCAUCAUGUUAUCGGUGAAUGGCGAAACAAAAACUGUACUGAAGGGGAUAACUCACGGUGCCUGUGACUAUCUCCUAAAACCCGUUCGCAUCGAAGAGCUUCGGAACGUGUGGCAGCAUGUGGUGCGGAGGAAGUUCAGUAACCGUGAAACCAAUAAUCUUGAUUUCUCCAAGGAAUACAGCAAGCAUCCCACCACAGAUUCGUACCAUGGGCUCAGCCAGGUUGCCUCUGGGUCCUCUGACCAGGGUGGUAGCAGAGCAAGCAAGAAGAGGAAAGAACCGCAUAGAGAAGAGGAAGACGAAGACGAAGGCGACGACAACGACAACGAUGCUCAAGACAACGAUGAGCCCUCGGGGUCCAAGAAGCCAAGAGUUGUGUGGUCAGUGGAGCUGCAUCGGAAAUUUGUUGCGGCGGUCAACCAUCUCGGAAUUGAUAAAGCUGUACCGAAAAGAAUACUUGAGCUUAUGAACGUGGAGAAGCUCACUAGGGAAAAUGUUGCGAGCCAUCUGCAGAAGUACAGGCUAUACCUCAGACGGCUAAGUGUUGUGGCAUCACAGCAAGCUAGCAUUGCUGCUGUUUUUGGAGGUAGAGAUCCCUUUUUGCACAUGGGAGCAUUUGAAGGGCUUCCUAGUUAUCAACCUUUUGCCUCUUCUGCUGGUAUUCCAUCUUUCAAUCCACAUGGACUGCUAAGUGGUGUUGGUACAGCAGCAUUUGGGCUUCAGGACCUUGCUCCUUCCAAGGCAAUUCAGUGUGCUAGCAGCAAUGGUGCAGUAAGCCAUUGCAUUGGCGAUACAAACAAAUUCCACAUUGCAAAUUUACAAGAAAACCAACAAGCCAAUUUGGCCCAAGGCUUGACCGCUCCCCUUGGGCAGCCCCAGCUCCAACAGAAGUGGAUCCAUCAAGAAACCAGUGAUCUGUCUUCUUUCUUUUCUGGUAGUGCUCUGGCUAACACAAUGUCGGGCACUCUCCAAAGAGUUACAAGCAGUUCACUUCCACCAGUAGAGCUUUUGGAGUGCACACAGAUCAAAGUUGGAGCCCAUUCAUCAAUAAGAAUACCACCUGCAAGUUCAGGACUGCUUGAAAGGUCUGUUGGGCUUUCCCCUAAUUUGCAGGAUUCUAGUAUAUCCCAGCAGUGUGCUAUUCCAAUUGAUGAUCGAUUUUCUGUUAACAAGUUACCAUUACACAUCCCGUUUGUUGAUGUCAGCACGACAAAACUGGAUGCUAGCUUUGUGGCUCCAGAACAAGAUAUGGACCAAAAGGGGAAGUUUCCAGAAAGAGUGACAGUUCUCCCUUCUGAGAGCCUUAUAGCAGCUGACCGGAGCAAAUGUGGAACUCGUUCUUCUGGCAGUACAAUGCUGCUCCUUUCUGAUACCGAGAGACAUUCAAAAUACUUAAAGUUUGGAGUUGCAAGCAAUUCUAGACAUGGAAUAGAUGAAAUGGUUAAUGGAAGUUUUAACUACAAUGGUGGUGCCAGUGUGCCUGAACAGAAUGAUGUGUAUGAUUUCGGAAACUCAAAGCUGCAUGGUGGAUUUAAUUCUAGUAGCUGCAAUUUUGAUGGCCUUCUCAAUUCCAUAAUAAAAGUGGAGAAUGAUGAUGUGCCGUUCGCGGAUAACGACCUGGGGUGUGAACUUUUUCCACUUGGUGCCUGCAUAUGACAGCUGGGGAGUAUUAUUUAGGCUAGUCCUCCACAGACAAGAGGAGACUGUACAGUUAUGCUUAGGAGUAUUUAUCAGCUAGGCUUGUGUACACUAGAUAUUUCUGAAUUCUGAUAGCUAGCUAUGGAUUCAAUGGCUUGUACUAUUCUGUACUUUCUCCUAUAAAGUAGCCAUUGAAAGUGAUUAUGCUCAGAUCAUCACCAAGAAGCGAAAUAUAUUUCUGUAACCUCAGCCCCAUAUCUAAUGAAACAUGUGCCAGAUUUCCUA
Molecule: messenger RNA, 2947 nt
Organism: Lolium perenne
Lineage: Eukaryota; Viridiplantae; Streptophyta; Magnoliopsida; Poales; Poaceae
Product: two-component response regulator ORR22
Biological process (GO): cytokinin-activated signaling pathway; phosphorelay signal transduction system
Molecular function (GO): DNA-binding transcription factor activity; DNA binding
Source: RefSeq, a predicted model, not a curated record